AUGUUUCCCUCCACCCAAUCCUUUCUCGUCCUCACUGUAUUUAUCGUCCCCCUUGUUCUCGUAUGGAGACAACGGAAAGCCCGGGCUCUACGUCUGCCUCCAGGACCACAGGGGUCCUGGCUUGGCAGCGUAGAGAUUCCCAAGCUGUAUCCUUGGCGGACAUAUUCCCAGUGGAAAGAUGAAUACGGCGACGUCGUGUAUAUAUACGCGUUUAUGAACAGCAUACUUAUCUUGAACUCUGCUCAGGCUAUUUCUGACUUGCUUGAAAAAAGAAGUGGGAACUAUUCAUCCCGACCAGUACGCACUAUGGUUCAGGAAUUAAUGGGAUGGGACUGGCUUUUUUCAUCCAUGUCUUACGGCAAUCGCUGGAAACGACACCGAAAUCUGUUCCAAAAACAUUUCCCUAUAAAUGGUACAUCUGAGCAUCACCCGUUGCAGAUUGCGCUGACACACGCGUUGCUACGGGAUCUCGAACGUAGUCCCGCUGAGUUCGGCCAUCACAUCAGACGGACAGCUGCAGCGAUUGUUCUAGAAAUCACCUAUGGCAUCAAUAUCGACGAGAAACUAGGCAAUAAUGGAGAUAAUUAUGUGAAACUAGCCAGCUCUGCUAUUUUGCCCUUUUCUCGUGCCGGCAUUUUUGGCACUUACAUGGUGGACUAUUUUCCCGCAUUGAAAUACCUACCGUCUUGGUGUGCUCCCUUUAAGCGCAAGGCCAAAGAAUGGCGAAAGAGAUCACAGGCGUUGGUUAAUCGCCCAUUCGAAGUGGUCCAAACCAGAAUGGAAAAAGGGACUGCAUCACCAUGUAUUGUGGCCCACGAAUUGGAUGACAUAGCGCUCGGUCGGGGUACUGCAGAUCUGCAAGUCGUUAAGAACGUUGCAGCUACAACUUUCGCCGCUGGCGCUGACACUGUAGUUUCGGCUCUACAGUCCUUGUUCCUCGCCAUUGCCCUGCACCCGACUGUUCAAGACAAGGCCCAAAAGGAGCUUGACCGUGUGUUAGGCAACAGGCUACCAAUGUUCUCAGAUAGAUAUCAACUACCGUACAUUGACUGCAUUUGCUACGAACUUUUAAGAUGGAAUCCAGUAACACCUCUUGGACUUGCGCACUAUGUUUCUGAAGACGAUAAAUACAGAGGAUAUAUAAUCCCGAAAGGAACCAUUGUUUUCCCUAACGUCUGGGCAAUAUUGCAUGAUCCUGACGUCUACCCCAACCCUUUUGCUUUUAAUCCCGAUAGGUUCGAAGGCAACGUUACUGCUCAAGACCUUCCAGUGUCCGGACUGAACGAGAUCCCAACUGCACCAUUCGGGUUUGGUCGAAGAACGUGCCCAGGUCGUUGGUUUGCCUUUGACUUCCUGUGGAUUUCGGUGGCUUCCAUCUUGUCUGUGUACAGGAUAACAGAAGCCACCGACGACAAAGGACAGCCUAUAGACCUUAACGGGGAACUUUACAGUUCAACCAUUCUCAGUCAUCCUCUUCCUUUCAAGUGCCAGAUCGAGCCGCGGUCCCCCACCGCAAAAGCGUUAAUUGAGGAGACCAACCUCGAAGACUGA
Desarmillaria tabescens is the source of this 1551-nucleotide messenger RNA. Its product is annotated as cytochrome P450. Lineage: Eukaryota; Fungi; Basidiomycota; Agaricomycetes; Agaricales; Physalacriaceae. The record is from RefSeq and is a predicted model, not a curated record. The transcript has 14 exons. Gene Ontology annotation, molecular function: monooxygenase activity; oxidoreductase activity, acting on paired donors, with incorporation or reduction of molecular oxygen; iron ion binding. Bases 1 to 1551 code for a protein of 516 amino acids.